CCUCAUCUACCUUUUACACCUUACAUUUGCAGCACUGAUUGAUUUAUUCCUCCAACAAAAUGCCUGAGGGACCAGAGCUGCACCUGGCCAGCCUCUACGUGAACAAAAUGUGCGAGGGAGUGGUGUUCACAGGGCAGGUCAGAAAAUCUGAAGUCAGCAAGAGUCCUGAUGUGCCCUUCACCUGUGACGCCUACCGCGUCACAGCCACUUCCAGAGGGAAGGAAGUGAAGCUCUCGCUGACACCCAUGAAGAGUGACGAACCAAAGCACAGAGUGAAGGCAGGGCAGGCCGACCAGCCAGUUGACAUAGUCUUCCGCUUUGGGAUGUCAGGUUUUUUCCGCUUCACCGCAGAGGAUGAGAUGCCAAAACAUUCCCACCUGCGUUUUUACAGCAACGAGAAGCCCUGCAGGGUGCUGAGCUUUGUGGAUGCACGCAGGUUUGGCAGCUGGCAGCCCAAUGGGACGUGGCAGCCCAGCAGAGGGCCUUGCAUCAUGUUUGAAUACAAAAGCUUCAGGGAGAACGUUGUGUCACACCUGGCUGACCACGCCUUCGACAGACCAAUCUGCGAGGCUCUGCUCAAUCAGAAGUACUUCAACGGUAUCGGGAACUACCUGAGGGCUGAAAUCCUUUUCAGGUUGAACAUCCCACCCUUUGUGCUGGCCCGGACUGUACUGGAAGGGCUUGAGUCAGGCGAUUCAAGUGAAAAGGAGAGGCCUGUGAAAAAUGAGAACCCGGACAAAAAGCAGAAGUCAGACAGAGCGAAACAGAUAAAGGUGAAAGAGGAGACAGGUGACCUGCUCAGGCUGUGUCAUACAGUACCUCUGGAGGUCGUAAACAUGGGUGGAAAAGGCUACGAUCCCCAGAAGCAGGACUACUCCGACUUUGAGGCUUGGCUUCAGUGUUACUAUGUGGAUGGGAUGAAAUCUAUCCGAGACCACAAUGGCAGAACUAUGUGGUUCAAAGGAGAUCCAGGGCCUAUGGCGCCUAAAGUUUCAAAGUCACCCAAGAAAAAAAGUAAAGCGAAGAAAGAAGACGACCAUGAUUAUACAAACAAGAAAAAGGUUACCAAGAGUCGCUCUGCAGGCGGUACAAAGAGAACAGCCAUCAAAGUGGAAACUGUGACCAAAACCCCCCACAAAGAAAAAAAGCCAGAGACAGAUGCCAGAUCUAAAAGAAGAAAGACGGAAAAGAAAAAAGAAGAAAAUUCCCCACAGGAUGAAAAGACCUCCGCUGCACGUAGGAGGAAGGGCAGCAGUGCAGAGCCAAACAUUUCAGGUGCACAGACUCGCAGUGGAAGAGUGACCAGACAGAGCAGCAAAAACCAACGGGAGAACCCUCUAUAAAGGACCAUUUGUAUGUUUUUAUACUCUUGAAUAUGAUUUUUUAAAUAAUACACGUUUCUACAAAAAAGC
Molecule: messenger RNA, 1412 nt
Organism: Labrus mixtus (cuckoo wrasse)
Lineage: Eukaryota; Metazoa; Chordata; Actinopteri; Labriformes; Labridae
Gene: neil1
Product: nei-like DNA glycosylase 1
Exons: 9
Coding region: 60-1343 (427 amino acids)
Biological process (GO): base-excision repair
Cellular component (GO): nucleus
Molecular function (GO): zinc ion binding; DNA N-glycosylase activity; nucleic acid binding
Source: RefSeq, a predicted model, not a curated record